Messenger RNA from Cornus florida, 1734 nucleotides. Its product is annotated as aspartyl protease family protein At5g10770-like. Bases 226 to 1599 code for a protein of 457 amino acids. Gene Ontology annotation, molecular function: aspartic-type endopeptidase activity. Gene Ontology annotation, biological process: proteolysis. The transcript is spliced from 2 exons. The record is from RefSeq and is a predicted model, not a curated record. NCBI's taxonomy places the organism in Eukaryota, Viridiplantae, Streptophyta, Magnoliopsida, Cornales, Cornaceae.
UCGUCCCAAUUAACGUGUUCAUAAAGUUAUAUGUGAACAGCCUCGUCCAUCCCACUUAAAAUUGUUCGUAAAGCUAAGUGAAGACCCCAAGUCGUCCCAAAAUUAUUACUAAAACUUCUGCGUUUCUACAGUUACAUGUGUGUGUGAGAGAGAGAUGUAUAUUAUAUAUAUGAAGAGAAUGCAUACAUAAAAUUUAAUUCAAGCAAUACAAAGGGUGUAGGAGAAAUGGAGUUGGUUUGGUUUCUGGCUUCUUUUCUUCUGCUUGCAACAUCUUCAUUUGCAGGGCAUCAAGAAGCAGAGCAAGGACUCAACCAUUCAGCUUUGCACUUGACCCUGUAUCAUGUGCGAGGACAUGGCUCACCUCUAACCUCCCAAUCUCUGCCCUCAUUCUCCGAUUUACUCUUUCAGGACCAAGCACGAGUCGAUCAUCUAAACUCCAUGUUCACCAAGACCAAAACAAGCAGUGUCACAAACUCCACCUCACACAAAUCAGAACAUCUUUUUGGACCAAAUUUCGUCAGCACACCAGUGAAUCCCGGUCGUUCUGUUAAAAUGGGCAAUUACUAUAUCAAGAUUGGCCUUGGCACUCCAUCCAAUUACUAUCGCGUAAUUGUUGACACAGGCAGCUCCUUGUCCUGGCUCCAAUGCAAGCCUUGCACCAGCUGCUACGAACAGGCCGGUUCUGUUUUCGAUCCCUCUGCAUCCACCACCUACAAAUCGUUAUCAUGCACAACAUCCGAAUGCAAUUCACUCAAGCUAGCCACACUAUAUGAUCGUUGCACCACUUCUAAGGAGUGCCAGUACAAUGUUCGCUAUAGGGACGAAUCUUACUCCAUUGGCUACUUGAGUCGGGAUUCACUGACCCUAUCCCGGUCAAAAACACUGCCCGGUUUUGUGUACGGGUGUGGGAAGCACAAUAAAGGGUUGUUUGGUCGUUCUGCUGGUCUUGUUGGUCUGGCUCGUAACAAUCUCUCAAUGCUCUCUCAGCUGUCCACCAAAUAUGGAAAUGCCUUCUCCUACUGCCUCCCAACAGCUCACGGAGGCAGUGGAGGCUCAUUGUCGAUAGGAAAGGAUUCAUUGACGGGAUCAUCCUACAAGUUCACUGCAAUGCUUCCUGAUGACCAAGACACUGGCUUGUACUUGUUGAGUUUGUCCGCGAUUGUAGUGGCAGGCAAGACACUGGCGGUGACAGAGUCCGAGUACAAGGUUCCAACGGUUAUAGAUUCUGGGACGGUGAUCACGCGCCUGCCUAUGUCAGUAUAUACAGAACUCCGAAAUGAGUUCACAAAGAUCAUGUCAUCAAAGAACAAAACUUCCCCAUUUGAUGAAUUGCUGGACACAUGUUAUAAAGGGAGUGUGAAGAAGAUGCAGUCAGAUGUGCCCGAGGUUCGGAUGGUGUUUCAAGGAGGGGCCGAGCUCACUCUUCCGCCUCAGAGCAUUAUGUACGAUUUGACUAAGGGCCUUACUUGCUUGGCCUUUGCAGGAAUGUCGGUCACCGAGGAAGUCGCCAUUAUUGGGAACUUUCAGCAGCAGACAUAUAGGAUCGCUUAUGAUGUCUCCAAUUCAAGAAUUGGGUUUGCUGCUGGGGGCUGCACCUAGUUAUCAAAUAUUGGGGCAUCUCAUGAAAAAGGAAGCGUGAGGAAUGCUCUGCAACAACCUUUUGUAUUUUUGUACCAGAAAGAAGAUGUUACAAUGGAUUCACCACAAUAAUAAAAACUUUUUUUUUUUUUUUUU